This is a messenger RNA of Ostrea edulis (European flat oyster), 1312 nucleotides long. RefSeq names its product coiled-coil domain-containing protein 43-like. Bases 10 to 639 code for a protein of 209 amino acids. The record is from RefSeq and is a predicted model, not a curated record. The transcript is spliced from 5 exons. Lineage: Eukaryota; Metazoa; Mollusca; Bivalvia; Ostreida; Ostreidae.
AUUAUAAACAUGGCAGCUGCCAGUGCUAGUUUUGAGGAUUGGUUGGCAGAGAAAUUGACGUCUUUGAAUCCAGAAGUUGAUACUGAAGUUUUCGUGACCUAUAUCAUUGGUAUCCUAGAAACAGAGACUGAUGCAGAAGAUACCCGAGAAUCCGUCAUGGAUAUUUUGGGAGAAGUUCUGGAGAGUGACAGGGAAAAAGUAUGUGAUGAAGUAAUACAGAGGUGGAAUCUGAAACACAGCAAACCAGCACAACCGGAAACAGAUACCAGUACACUAGCCACACAGUUGUCAGAAAUCCUCGAGAAGCAGACAAUUGAAACCGUAAAACCCAAAGAGAAGAGUGCUGAAGAAAUAGCACGAAAGGAAGCCAUCUUGGCUCAGUAUGCUGCUGUUUCAGGUGGAGAAACAGAUGAGGAGGCGGAGGAUCCCGGGGGGCAAGAGGCAGGCGGGGCAUUAGCGAAAAAUGACAAUGCUGAAGCGGUGCAGAGGGCUGUGCAAGAACAGAGAGAGAAGUCCAAGCAGGACUAUCAGAAGAAGAAGGAGAAGGAGAAACAAGACCGUGAGGUACAAAAACAGAAAGAGAAGGACAGAAAAGAGACGGAGAAGAAACGGACACAGAAAGGAGAGAGGCGAAGAUAACGACAGAUUCCACUAGGAUGUUUAGUGAUUCAUGUAUUUCUAUUCAUAAUAAUGUAUAAUUUAGAGAUGAAAUUUUUUAAAAUUUUAAGUUACGGUAUACUUCUCUUGUGCGAUAAUGACUUUUUUAUAGACAAAAAAUGAGUGAGACAACUAGAGUGGGUUUCAUUGCUUUUUAAUCUAAUAUCACAAAUAUGUUGAUAUUUAACAAAAUUAGACAGUUUUUAUACAACAUAUUAUUGAUGUAUAGGUCUCACAAUGGACAGAUAUGAGUAGGAUUGUAUAUGUUGCUGAUUUUGGAAAACACUUGCAUUUGACCGUGACCUUCAGAAUGAAAUUAUAAAAAUGCCUUUCAACUGCUGUGUCACAGUGCCCAUUCAAUUUGAUGAGAGGAUUAUAUUUUUCAAGAAUUCUUUUCUUUCCCACGUUUGCCUCUGACUUUUUACCUAUUACUGAAUCAGUACACUAUUGCUGUGUUAUACGGAAUUGCUGUAUAAUUUGGACACUUGGAUUGUUGAUUGGGUAUGUCUUUUGACAAUAAAGAAGAAAUUGUAUGUAGUGGGCUGAUUCUUGAUGUUACACGUACUUUAAUUAUCUGAUCAACUGUUAUGGUUUAAGUUAAUUUUUCACUCAUCAGAACCCUAUUUUUUGUCUUCAUUAAAUAUUGCAAUCUGUA